AUGGAGAACCGGACCCAGGUUCGGUGCACGGAGAACCAAGAGCUGGCCGCGUACAUGUGGAACAAGUGGCAGGAAAUGGCGCAGCAAGCCAAAGGCAUUUCUGAUAACUUCGAAAUGACCCUUUCCAAGGCCCACUUCAAUGUCUGUAGCUCCAAAACCCCCAUUCGAACCAUCAAGGAUUUCUCUCAAGUCAAGGGUGUGGGGAAAAUGAUAUUGAGGCUCAUGCAGGGGUUUUUUGGGACUGGUUCUGGUGGUUCUGAACCCAAAGAUUUGACUAAAAAGGGAAAGCAAACUAAAGGAACCAAACGUUAUUUGCCUCAGAGGAACUCUGUCGCAUAUGCAUUGUUGAUAUCCCUUUACAGGGGAACUUCAAAUGGGAAUGAAUUUAUGCGGAAGCAGGAACUUAUUGAUGCUGCUGAAGCCAGUGGGCUAUCUCGAGUGCCAAUUGCGCCAGAAAAAGGGAAAGAAAAACCUGGACGUUUUGGAGGCUCUCCACGGGAUUGGUAUAGUGGAUGGAAUUGCAUGAAGACCUUGAUAGCUAAGGGAUUAGUUGUAAAAUCCAGCUGCCCUGCUAAGUACAUGCUAACUCAAGAAGGGAAGGAAGCAGCUAGUGACUGUUUGGCAAGAUCUGGAAUGGCAGAAUCUCUAGAGAAGUCGACUUCUGUUGAAAUUCCUUUGUAUUUGGAUAACCAAAACUCAUUGGAUGUGGAACCCAAUGGUCAUGACAUGGAACCUGAGGUGCUGUCACCAUUGACUCAGCAAAAGAUGCCUAUGGAUGUUCCUCUUGAUUGCCUUGGGAGGAUAAGAAACUACUGCAAAAGAGGCUUGGGAUUGCUGAACAGGCAUAGAAAGUUGUGGCCUUGUUGGCUUGAGAUUGCUGAAAAACAGGGUACUGUGUACAAGAUUGGGACUGACUAUGAGAUGGUUGAUACAAUUGAAAGAAGGUUAGGGUUUGAUGAAGAAUUUGGAUCUGGACUUUGGAAGAUAGCCAUGGUUCAGUUUUCUCAAAUGGGUUACUCCAAGGAACAAAUUAUUAGUGCUUUUACUGAAGUUUCCGGAAGCCAGCCAAAUAAAGAUGUCUCAUCUCUGUGGCCAGCUGUUCUAUGUCAUCUCCGAGAAGAACAAGUCUAUGGCUCACAGCCAGAAUCUCUAUGUUCAAGAGAUCUCACUGGAAAAGAAAGCAGAGCCGUGCGCUCAUCUUGUGAUGGGCAUGUAGCAAACACUUGUUCGCGUGAUAUUCCUCCUUUCCCCUUGAGAGGUUGCUCUUCAACUGACCAUCCCAUGCAAAAUGCUAAUAAGGAUGAGCUUGUAUCAAAGAUGAACAUUUUAAAUGUUCCACCAUUGAGCUUGGGGGAGAGAUUUGAGGAUGCUUAUGACAUAAUUUUAAUAUUGGAUGAUCGGGAGCAAUUUGCCACACAGGGGUUAGUUCGACGGUUACCAGUUGGAGAUGGGAUUUGGAUAGCACACCAUAAAACCCUUGACAGUGAAUAUGUGUUGGAUUUUAUUGUUGAGAGGAAGAAAAUUGAUGAUCUACGCAGUUCAAUCCGGGAUAACCGCUACAAGGAUCAAAAGUUAAGACUUCAGAGGUGUGGGUUGAAGAAGCUGAUAUAUCUUGUGGAAGGUGACCCAAAUUCUUCUGAAGCUGCUGAAAGCAUAAAAACUGCUUGUUUUACAACAGAGAUUCUGGAGGGAUUUGAUGUACAGAGAACAAGUGGCUUAGGUGAUACUCUAAAGAAGUAUGGUUAUCUUACCCAAGCAAUUUCUCAAUAUUACAAGUCAGAAAUUUUUGAAGACAAUAUUAAAUCCUCUGGGACAUGUCCUCCUUUUGAUGAAUUUAUUAAAAGGUGUCAAGACAUUGAGAAAACAACUGUUAGUGAUGUAUUUGCCAUCCAGCUUAUGCAGGUCCCACAGGUUACAGAGGAGGUUGCCAUGGCUGUGUUGGAUCUGUUCCCCACACUUUUCUCUCUUGCCCGUGCUUACUCACUACUCGAAGGUGAUGCUGGUGCCCAGGAGGAGAUGCUUCGAAGACGGAGUAACAAUAUGAUCAAUGCAGUUGCCAGUAGGAACGAGAAGUCACCAAGUGCAGUGUCUGGCUUUCAACAUGAAUCCAAUUUUAUUUUGGAGAAUCUUCCUAAGAUUUUCCUUGCUAUCCUCAUCAUCUUCCACUAUGGAACAAGCAUGGCCUGUUCACCACACCAGUGGCUGAGGGAGCUGAGAUGGGACUCCCAGGGAUUAAAUCCAAUAAGCCUUCUUAUUGACUGUGCCAAAUGUGUUGCAUCUGGAAGCAUCAAGAAUGCAGAUAUUGGCCUUGAGUACAUAUCUCAGAUUUCAUCUCCUGAUGGUAAUGCAGUGCAAAGGAUGGUGACUUAUUUCAGUGAAGCACUUGGAUACAGAAUAGUAAAACAUUUGCCAGGUGUAUAUAAAUCUAUCAGUCCCUCAAAAACAUCACUAUCUUCAGAAGAUAUCCUUGUUCAGAAAUACUUCUAUGAAUUGUGUCCCUUUUUGAAGUUCUCAUACCUGAUCACAAACCAAGCCAUUGUAGAGGCCAUGGAAUGCGAAAAGGUGGUUCAUAUUAUUGAUCUCAAUUGCUGUGAGCCAGCUCAGUGGAUAGAACUUCUACUUACUUUUAAAAACCGUCGGGGAGGUCCACCCCAUCUGAAAAUUACAGGGAUUCAUGAAAAGAAAGAAGUUCUAGACCAAAUGAACUUUCAUUUGACAUCUGAAGCUGGGAAUUUGGAUUUUCCUUUACAGUUCUAUCCAGUUGUUAGCAAACUGGAAGAUGUUGAUUUUGAGAAGUUGCCUGUGAAGACAGGAGAUGCUAUUGCAAUAACUUCUGUUCUUCAGCUGCAUUCGCUUCUUGCCACUGAUGAUGACAUGGCUGGAAGAAUCUCCCCAGCCGCGGCAGUAUCUAUGAAUCUUCAGAGAGCAGUGCAUAUGGGCCAAAGGACUUUUGCAGAGUGGCUUGAGAGAGAUAUGAUCAAUGCAUAUAUCUUGAGUCCUGAUUCUGCAUUGUCACCUCUUUCCUUAGGUGCCUCACCUAAGAUGGGGAUUUUUCUCAGCGCUUUGCGAAAGCUCCAACCAAAACUGGUAGUAAUCACUGAACAGGAAUCAAAUCUGAACGGAUCCAAUUUGAUGGAGAGAGUUGAUAAAGCGUUGUACUUUUACAGUGCGUUGUUUGACUGCUUGGACUCUACUGUUAUGAGAACAUCAGUUGAGAGGCAAAAACUUGAGAGCAUGCUUCUUGGAGAGCAGAUAAAGAAUAUCAUUGCUUGUGAAGGAGUUGAUAGAAAGGAAAGACAUGAGAAACUCGAAAAAUGGAUUCGAAGGUUUGAAAUGGCUGGUUUUGUAAAGGUUCCUUUGAGCUACAAUGGGAGGAUAGAAGCAAUGAAUCUGUUGCAGAGAUAUAGUAGUAAAUACAAAUUUCGAGAAGAGAAUGAUUGUUUGCUUGUUUGCUGGAGUGAUAGACCAUUGUUUUCUGUAUCAGCUUGGACCCAUGAAAGUCAAGAUCACAUUCCCAAUGAAGCUUUACUUGCACUUAGGGACUUUGCAUUCUCAAGGAAAUGUUCAUCUGCGUUCUUCAAUAGGUUUGGCAAUGUAAAAUUGCCCGGUGUACAUGGUCUUUUAGGUGCCCAAGGACCAACUUAUGGACACAGUGCUCUUUACCAGUUUCCUGAUAAAGCUAUCUCUUAUAUAUUAGAUUCACCAUACCCGUGGCUCAAAGAUAUGAAUGGGGAGGAUAGGGGUAAAUACCUAGCCCGUAUUCUUAACGCCUGUGCCAAGUUUAUUGAAUCAGGAAGCAUCAUGAAUGCAGAUACUGGACUGGACUAUAUUGCUCACAUUGCCUCCCCUUAUGGUGAUGCAAUGCAAAGGGUAGCCACCUAUAUUAGUAAGGGUCUAGUUUUCCAAGUUCUAAAAAUUUUCCAGGGAGUACCUAGGGCUGUCAAUUUGUCAAAAACAAUGUCAACCUCAGAAGAACAACUGGUUAAGAAGACAUUCUAUGACCUGUAUCCAUUUUUAAAGACUGCAUAUGCAAUCACGAGUAAUGCCAUUGCUGAAGCUAUAGAAGGAGAAGAAGUAGUCCACGUCAUUGAUCUCGGUGCAUCUGAUGCUUCUCAGUGGAUUUGUCUUAUGCAGAGAUUAAAACAAAGCCAAAAGAAGCUCCCAUUUCUGAAAAUCACAGGCAUAAAUGAGAAAAAGAAAAUUUUAGAGGAAGUGGAGACUCACUUAAGAGUAGAAGCUAAAAGUUUGAAUUUCAAUCUCCAAUUCAAUGCUAUUGUAAGCACUUUGGAGAAUCUUGACCUAGAAGAAUUGCCUGUGAAGAAAGGAGAGCCUCUUGCAAUCAGCUCAGUGCUUCAGCUGCACACUCUUCUGGCCACUGAUGAUGCAAUGGUUUGCAUCAGGAGCUCGCAGGCAGAACCAGUGCAUCAGAGGACAUUUGCUGAGAUGCUUGGGAAACAAAAUACCAACCCCAGUUCUGAACCAUCAUUUUUACAACUUCCUCUAUGCGCUACUUCAACCAAGAUGAUGCAUUUUCUAAAAGGCCUGUGGAAACUCCAACCCAGAGUGAUGGUGGUUACUGAACAAGAAUCUAAUUUCAAUGGUUCUUUGACAGAAAGGGUUGACAAGGCAUUGGACUUCUACGUUGCAUUGUUCAACUGCUUGGAAUCAACUGUUUCAACAACAGCACUGGUAGAGAGAAUCAUCAUGGAGAGGACUCUACUAGGGGAAGAAAUAAAGAACAUAGUUGCAUGUGAAGGAGUAGACAGAAAGGAGAGGCAUGAGAAACUUGAGACUUGGAUCCCAAGGCUAGAAAUGGCCGGGUUUAGUAAGGGACAUAUUAGCCACCAUGGAAUGAUGCAAGCAACAACACAGUUGCAUGGUUAUGGAGAUGGAUACAGGCUUUGUAAGGAAAAUAAUUGUUUGUUUGUAUGCUGGAAGGAUAAGCCACUCUUUUCUGUAUCAGCCUGGACUACUUAG
This is a messenger RNA of Sphenostylis stenocarpa, 4977 nucleotides long. The record is from the annotation of a GenBank genome assembly. NCBI's taxonomy places the organism in Eukaryota, Viridiplantae, Streptophyta, Magnoliopsida, Fabales, Fabaceae.